AUGUCCUUAAAAGCCCGGAUAGUCGGUGAUCUUCUUUGUCAGAGAGACUCAUAUCUCACGAAGUUGACCACACAGGUUGUCUCGUGUAAUAAACUGAGCGAUACGCAAUAUGAGUUGGAGCUCGAAGAUACGGUCUUGUUUCCAGAAGGGGGAGGACAGCCUACCGACCAUGGGACCAUCAAGAUCGAUGAUACUGAGUUGGAAGUUACGGAGGUCAAGAGAAAUGGUCUGAACUGUUAUCACAUGGUGUCUCAGCUUUUCAAGCCGGGUGAUACGGUGGAAUUGAAGGUUGACUGGAGGCGCAGAUUCGAUCAUAUGCAACAGCACACUGGUCAACAUCUUCUCAGUGCCAUUCUGGACAAGUUCAACCUUCCUACUUUGUCAUGGUCGAUGGGUGAAAUGAUUAAUUAUAUUGAAAUUCCCAGGAAGUUAACCCCAGCAGAGCUGGAAGAAGUGUCCCAGAUGUGCAAUGAUAAGAUCACCGAGAAUAUCAAGAUCCAGGUUGAAGUUCCGGACAAGGACUCCGUCAAGAAAGACAAAAUGCCUUCUGAUUACGAUCUUGAGAAGGGGAUCUUGCGGGUAAUUCACAUUGGCGAACUGGACUCGAACCCGUGCUGUGGAACCCACCUGUCAUCUACGGGUCAGAUCAAGUCCAUAACUUUGCUGAACCAGUUUCCGGGUAAGAAAUCUGCCUCCAGGAUCAACUUUUUGUGUGGUGAUCGUAUCUCUAAGUUCACCAGCGAAUCGUUUUUGACUCUCAAGGAUUUGACUGGAAAGCUGAGUUGUCAAACAGACGACUUGGUGGAAAAGGUGGAGGCUCUACAAUUAAGCCACAGGAAGGCUGCAAGCAAGGAGAUGAGUCUGAUGAAGGAGCUGGCUGAAUAUCAGUCGAAAGAGCUGCUUGCAAAACUAGAAAGCAGCGAGAUCGCGUUCCUAUGCCGCUCAGAUGUUGGACUGGAAUAUUUCAACAACAUCUCCAAGAAGCUGUUGCCAUUAACCCCAGGCAAAACCCUGGUUCUUAUUGGAAACGGAUGUCUCAUCAUUUCAGGUCCUCAGGUCGAGGAGGUUUCCACCCAGUUGAAACAAGUUCUGAAGGGCCUUAAAGGUGGGGGAAAGGGCAAGUUUCAGGGAAAAUUCACCUUCAACCAGAGUGACUUCAACAGUGCUGAAAAAUAUCUUGAGUCGUUAUAG
Molecule: messenger RNA, 1191 nt
Organism: Kuraishia capsulata CBS 1993
Lineage: Eukaryota; Fungi; Ascomycota; Pichiomycetes; Pichiales; Pichiaceae
Exons: 1
Coding region: 1-1191 (396 amino acids)
Biological process (GO): alanyl-tRNA aminoacylation; regulation of translational fidelity
Molecular function (GO): Ser-tRNA(Ala) deacylase activity; alanine-tRNA ligase activity; ATP binding
Source: RefSeq, a predicted model, not a curated record